Messenger RNA from Drosophila guanche, 628 nucleotides. RefSeq lists its product as uncharacterized. NCBI's taxonomy places the organism in Eukaryota, Metazoa, Arthropoda, Insecta, Diptera, Drosophilidae. The transcript is spliced from 2 exons. Bases 125 to 613 code for a protein of 162 amino acids. The record is from RefSeq and is a predicted model, not a curated record.
GCAGCCACAAAUUUUACUUCAAUUUAGUAAAACAAUACUCUCAAAUGGCUUGUAAGGCUUUUUCGAAAUUACAAUUGCAGUUAAACUGAAAGGCGUUCCAGCAUUUGGAUUCCGAUUCGCUUUGAUGGAUCCAAAACCAUACCAUUUGCUGGUGUUUCUGCUGCUCUAUAUACUGAUGCUGACAUCCUUCAUGCGGCCACAGAUGAACAUAAGUAUAAGCGUUGACUCGUACUUCUUCAGUGCCAAGGUCGUUGUCCUUUUGGGUGUGACAUUUAGGUUCGAUUUAUUCAUGGUGGUGGCAGCUUUGCCCAUCACCGUCCUGACGGUUAUCGCACUCGCGAAGUGGAACGAGGCAACACUUCAUCCCACGGCCUCUCGCUCCUUCGUGUCGUUCGUGGUGGUUCUAUAUGUCGCAUUGCUGAUCGCCAACUUUGCUGGGAAUGGACUGGUCAUGCAGAACACCCUCGCUAGAUUCCAGCAGCCCCCACUGGCAGCUUGGCGCAUGUACGGAGAUCUCCUCAUCGCCUUUGGGGAAUUUCUGUUGACAAGCAUCCAGAGCAUCGCCACCAGGCAAACAAUACAAAUACCUGAGCUAGUCUACGUUCUGCAUUAGUUAGUUCUUCAUUCA